CGUAUCAGAUGGGUCACAGUAAGUAAACAUUGAGACCGACGGUCUUUACUACAUACGAAGCAGACUCGAAUGUUUGUAGUCGGAUAAGAAUGAGUUUUGUUUUGUAUGGUGUUGCUGCUUUUCUUACCGUUUGCCUGUCAUGGGCCUCAAGCAAUGCAGAAAUAAAUCGUUUAGAGCGGUUCCUAGUGGACUCAGGGAACAGUUAUCAUUGGAGCCCCUGGUCUGUUUCACCUUGCGACUGCUCUGCACACCUACAGAAAAAUUACCGCAUGUGCGUAGCUGACACCGGGCAACUGGUACCGGAGUUUGCUUGCGGGAAUGGUCUUGCGCAGUACUAUAGCGGCUGCAGUUGUCCGUAUACUCAAGCGGUUCAAAUAAAUGAUCAUUGGUCGGAGUGGACGAGCUAUUCAUCGUGCUCGGUCACGUGCGGUCAAGGAUUCGAACGGAGGUAUCGCACUUGCUUGACUGGAAGUGGCACGUGCCACGGGCCAUCAACAGAACAGGCUUCUUGCAAUAUGGGAACGUGUCCAGUGGACGGCUACUGGGGACCGUGGUCGCCAUUCACCCCGUGUAGCCAUUCAUGCGGAACCGGAAUGACGAUUCGCUCCCGCACCUGUUCGUACCCGAUACCGUCCGCCCCCGGGGCGCCUUGUCAUGGGGACAGCUAUGACAGACAGGCAUGCAACGCCCAGUCAUGUAUCAUUGAUGGUCAGUGGAGUUCAUGGACGGACUGGUCAAGGUGUUUGGUAACGUGCGGACUCGGAACGAUAUCACGUGACCGCACAUGCACCUCUCCGGCGCCUUCGAAUGGUGGUCGGAAUUGCUCGGAAAUGAGUACGGAAACUCACGACUGUUCUUACGGACCGUGCGCAGAAUGGAGCCACUGGUUUGAGGGAUCUUGCUCGGUCUCCUGCGGAGAAGGGACACGUGAACGCUUACGUCACUGCAGUACCGGUCGUGACGUUGACUGCCCGGGCAACGCACAGGUUAUCGUGAACUGCACCGCGCUAAUCUGCAUUUGAAUGCCCACCAAGAAUAUACACAUUUAUUAAAUUUCAAGUAUACCGAAA
Molecule: messenger RNA, 1070 nt
Organism: Dreissena polymorpha
Lineage: Eukaryota; Metazoa; Mollusca; Bivalvia; Myida; Dreissenidae
Product: coadhesin-like
Exons: 8
Coding region: 90-1022 (310 amino acids)
Source: RefSeq, a predicted model, not a curated record